GUCCGCGCAUGCGCGGAAGCGGAGCCUAGUCCUCCGGGUCGCCGCCGCCGCGUUCGGACGCGAAAUGGAGCUGUCGGCGGCCUGGAGCGCGCUGAGCACCGGCUUGGUGCCGCCCGAAGCCCUGGGGAUGGAGGCGCCGCCGCGCUACGACUCCCCCCCCGACCUGCGCCCGGCCUGGGCCGCCCUCCGCCACCACGGCCUGCAGGGCGCCCUGGAAGACUGGUUCCUCGAGGUCCUCCAGACGGACCUCCAGUCCCGCCUGGGCCCCGAGUUUUGGAGGCGCGCGGCGCCCGGUGAACUGCAGCCUGCCCAUUCCCUGCUGGAGGCCUUCCGCUGGCUGGAGGAGCGCCUGGCGCCCUACCUGCGUGGCGCCGCCCUGCUGGAGGAGUGGGUGCCCGAGGCGGUGCCUGGCACCGGCACCACUGGGCGCCUGCGCGGGAACCUCGAUGCCCUGCUGCGCGCCGUGGUUUUCCUGGCGCCGCCGGGGGCGUUUCAGGAGGCGCUGGGCGACCUCUACGGGCGCAGCUUCCGGGUCUACAUGGCGGGAAACGUAGCGCCUGCGGGCAGCGGUGAGGAGGAGGGAACCGUAGCACGCUUUGAGGAGCUGAAUGGCGUCCUGCACCGCCUCCGCCUCCUCGAGCGAAUCAGCACGCCCGCUGUGACCGACAUCCUACACCGCAUGAUCGCCGAGCGCCUGGAGGGCACCUGCCGGGGCGAGUUUGAGCGCUCCUUCCUCCCCGACUUCCAGGAAUGGCUCGAGCGCGUGAUUGGCUGGGUCGGCUGGGUCUUCCGGCGGGAGGGCGGGGCCGAGGCCGCCCCCCUGCGGCGCUGGCGCUGCCACGUCCAGAGGUUCUUCUACCGCCUCUACACCGCCAUGAGGAUCGAGGAGCUCUUUGGCAUCAUCCGAGAUUUCCCCGACUCCAAGCCAGCCAUAGAGGACCUCAAGUUCUGCCUAGAGAGGACCAACCAGCGCCAGCACCUCCUGACCUCCCUGAAAAGCGCCCUGGAGAUGCGACUCCUCCAUCCUGGGGUCAACACCUCGGACAUCAUCACCCUCUACAUCUGCGCCAUCAAGGCCCUGCGCCAGCUGGACCCCUCGAUGGUCAUCCUGCAGGUGGCUGGGGAGCCCAUCCGCAAGUACCUGAGGACCCGCGAGGACACCGUGCGGCAGAUCGUGGCCGGCCUGACGGGCGAAGGAUCGGGCGACCUGGCGCACGAGCUCUCCCGAGCGGAUCCCGUCGCCCUGGACAACGGGCAGGAGAGCGACGAGGAGGCUGGCGCCCAGCCAGAGGACUGGGUGCCCGACCCGGUCGACGCCCACCCAGCCGGAAAGCUCGCCGCCAAGCGCCGCUCGGCGGACAUCAUCACCCUGCUGGUCAGCAUCUACGGCAGCAAGGACCUCUUCAUCAACGAAUACCGCACCCUGCUGGCCGACCGCCUGCUCCACCAGCUGAACUACAGCGCCGAGAGGGAAAUCCGCAACGUCGAGCUGCUCAAGCUGCGCUUUGGGGAAACCCAGAUGCUCUACUGCGAGGUGAUGCUGAAGGACAUGGCCGACUCGCGCCGGAUCAACGCCCACAUCCGGGAUGAGGAGCAGAAGCUUCCGGAAGGCCAGAGGCCCCCCUUCCGGCUGGCGGCCGCCAUCAUUUCCAGCGAGUUUUGGCCGCCCCUCAAGGAGGAGAAGCUGGAGCUGCCGGCCGAGAUCAAGGCCGCCAUGGAGGACUAUGCCCGGAAGUACGAGAAGCUCAAGGCCAUGCGGACUCUGAGCUGGAAGCACCAUUUGGGGGCGGUCUGCCUGGAGGUGGAGCUCGCCGAUAGGACGCUCUCCCUGUCCGUCACGCCAGCCCAGGCGGCCAUCAUUCUCCACUUCCAGGACAAGGGCACCUGGACCCUGGAGGAGCUGAGCGCGGCCCUCCACUGCCCCCCGGCCCUCCUGCGCCGCAAGCUGGCCCUCUGGCUCCAGCAGGGGGUGCUGCGCGAAGAGGCGCCUGGCACCUUCGCGGUGGUGGAGGAGGCGCCCAAGGAGGCGCCCGAGAAGGUGGUGCUGGUGGAGAGCGACGAGGAGGGCGACUCCGCCAUGGCCUCCCAGGCUGACCAGAAGGAGGGGGAGCUCCAGGUUUUCUGGACCUACAUCCAGGCCAUGCUGACCAACCUGGAGAGCCUGCCCCUCGAGCGGAUCCACAGCAUGCUGAAGAUCUUCGUCAUGACGGGUCCCAUGGUCAGUGAGAUCGACUUGCGGGAGCUCCAGAUCUUCCUCCAGAAGAAGGUCCAGGACGAGCAGCUGGUCUAUUGCGGCGGCGUCUACCGCCUGCCCAAGGCCGGGAACUGAAGCGACGGGUGCGAGAGAUCCACUGGGUGCCGUCCGUUUGGGGACGCUACGGUUCCCAUGCAAUAAAGCUAUUUGUUUGGAACAAA
This is a messenger RNA of Podarcis muralis (Common wall lizard), 2415 nucleotides long. RefSeq names its product anaphase promoting complex subunit 2 (gene ANAPC2). Lineage: Eukaryota; Metazoa; Chordata; Lepidosauria; Squamata; Lacertidae. Gene Ontology annotation, molecular function: ubiquitin protein ligase binding. Gene Ontology annotation, biological process: ubiquitin-dependent protein catabolic process; protein K11-linked ubiquitination; metaphase/anaphase transition of mitotic cell cycle. The record is from RefSeq and is a predicted model, not a curated record. Gene Ontology annotation, cellular component: anaphase-promoting complex.